Molecule: messenger RNA, 2535 nt
Organism: Alternaria atra
Lineage: Eukaryota; Fungi; Ascomycota; Dothideomycetes; Pleosporales; Pleosporaceae
Exons: 2
Coding region: 1-2535 (844 amino acids)
Biological process (GO): positive regulation of transcription by RNA polymerase II; aromatic amino acid catabolic process
Cellular component (GO): nucleus
Molecular function (GO): zinc ion binding; DNA-binding transcription factor activity, RNA polymerase II-specific
Source: RefSeq, a predicted model, not a curated record
AUGGAAGACGCCAAUUCGGGCAUUGGCCAACAAGAUACGAAUAACUCAUCUUCCGGAUCAAGCAAGAAGCGGACCCACCCUGAAGACUUCAAGCGCGCAUACAAGGCUUGCAUCAAUUGCCGGCAACGCAAGGCAAAAUGUAUCCUGGGUACGGGACCGGAUGGUGGUGAGCUAAAGCCGCCAUGUCAAAGAUGCAAGCGCGAGAUGCGCGAGUGUGUCUUUCGGUCUGAGAGGAGUUGGGUUAAGAGGCGGAAACCUGGGGAGGCGGCGAGGGAGGGUGAGGACGAGGAUGAGGCUGCUACCAAUGGUGGUGGUGGUGGUAUUCGCGAUCGCCCCCAGUCCAAUCCCGCGCCAGAUGUGCAACCGCUACCGUCGCCAGGUCAUAGAUCGUCUAUAUCGACGCAUGGGUUUACGUCGGGUACUAGUCCACAUGUUAAUGUUGUGAAUCGUCCUGAGUUCCAAUCUCCACAUGGACACCUACGCAGGAUCUCGUCGUCUCACGGCCAGCCAGAUCUUGCGCAUUCGGUCAUGAGGACCGUGGUGUCGAGUGGGAGCGAUGCAUUGAAUUUGCUGUUUGAAGCCGCGCAUCAUCGCGAUGCCAUCGACAAUCAAGAACAGUCGGGAUCGCAAGCAUAUGAAACUCCAAGGUCAGGUCCAUCAGGCUACGACAAUGGUGUUCCGUCAUCGCCAUUCCAUACCUUCAGAGCACAGCCAGUGCAAAUGUCGACGCCAUCACCAGAGACGCUGAAGAUAUGGACGUCGUGUCGAUUCGUGCAGAUGGGCUGGUUCUCUGCCCACGAGGCGGUUACAUAUGUUGAUUUGUUUUUCAAGAAUUGCUCGCCGUUGUCACCGAUACUGGGGGAGUUUUAUGCGCAUCACGAGAAUCAUUAUACGCUGAUUGCGCUGGACCCGUUCCUGUGUACUACUAUACUUAUGAUUUCGUCUAGGUAUAACAUCCUUCCUGGUGUAGGCGGCGCGUCAAGAGGUUACUUCGUGCAUGACAGGCUUUGGGAGCAAUGCCAACGCUUUAUCAUGAAGAUUAUGCUCGGUCAGGUCAAGCCUUCCAAAGCGCAGAGUCGGACCAUCGGGUCUAUAGAAGCUCUGCUGCUGCUAUCGGAGUGGCAUCCUCGCGCGCUGCAUUUCCCUACUGCCGCUGAUGGCUGGGAUUGCGAGCUCAUGAUUGGCGCGAACAACACCACAGAAGAAGGCGCGAAGCUGUUAGAAGGAGACGUAACAUCCAAUCGAUGGCUCGAGGAUGUUAUCGAGCCCGCAAAACGCUCCGAUCGCAUGUCAUGGAUGUUGAUGGGUUGCGCGCUGUCAUUAGCACAAGAGCUGGGUCUGUUCGAAGACAACGCACGGAUAGACAAAGAUCAAGUGUCUUAUCCGAAAUUCACCACCGAAUACCUCAUCCUACGAAGAAUUCGAGCUCGAAAGCUCUUGUACGUUCUUCUCGAACAACUCUCAUGGAGGUUAGGUUGCACAUCGAUGAUCCCGCAGAGCCUCAACCAUGCUCUGAUGGAGAAGAUUCCCGUUGACUCCGCUACGGGGGCAGUAGAACAAUGGCAGUCCUUUAUGAGCGCUUGGGUAGAGCUCACUAAGCUUGCACGAUCAAUUUCCGACACCAUCUACCCGAACACAUCCACGACACGAAGUUUGUUACGUACCGGCCGAUACAUAGGAUUGCUCGAGCACUUCCAACCACUACUGGUCUCGUGGAGAAAGAAGUAUCUCGACCCCUGCAAGCUCAAAGUCGGUCUUCACGACAUGCUCCACAUCGAAUAUCAAUACGUCCGCAUCUACACAAACUCCCUCGGCAUGCAAGCCGUCGUCGAACGCACGCUCGCAGAAACUGAUCCAGACGUCCCUCAAGAAGACAAUCUUCCUUUCAACCUCGAACCGCGAGACUAUGACUUCAUCCAAGAGGUCGUCGAUGGAAGUUGUCAAAUUCUAGAAAAAGUAUGCCAAUUGAGUGAGACUGGUGCGCUGCGCUACUCGCCCGUUAGGAUCUUCUUGAGGAUAACUACGAGUUCAAUCUACUUAAUCAAAGGGUUAAGCCUGGGCAGUAGGAAUGCAAAAUUGCAGAGUUGUUUGGAUAUUUUGGAUGCCGCUAUACGAGCUCUUCGCGCAAGUACACUCGACGACAUGCACCUAGCCUCCCGCUACGCAACCCUCCUCGACCUGCACGUCGCCCGCCUCCGCGAAUCCUUUGUCGUCUCGUCCCGACCACCUCGCCUCCCCUCACGCGCCACAUCAACCUCCCACAACACCACGAAUCCCACCUCUCACACCUCAUCCGCCUCGGCAACAGAAGGCAUGGCAUUCCUGAACAACCACAACGCAGGCCAAUCUAGUUUGUCAAGUCUAGCGGAAAAUGUAACGGGGCUUAUGCCUGAUAUGCCGGAUGAUGACUGGUUGGCGCUGCCUUUUGAUCCGGCAAUGGCACCGUUUGGUUUGGAUGGGAAUGGGGGGCUGCAAAAUGGACUUCAGGGUUUUGAUGAUGGAACGUUGGAUUUUAUUUGGAAUUUGCCUAUGUAA